Messenger RNA from Sycon ciliatum, 4072 nucleotides. Its product is annotated as TATA element modulatory factor-like. The transcript has 32 exons. The record is from RefSeq and is a predicted model, not a curated record. NCBI's taxonomy places the organism in Eukaryota, Metazoa, Porifera, Calcarea, Leucosolenida, Sycettidae. The coding region runs from base 191 to 3394 and encodes 1067 amino acids.
GGUGAUGACUGGCUUCGAAUCAUCCUUCGCAGAACAUGAUGUUGAUGGAAAUUUCCUCGUUGUUUUGUGCACUAGUACUGCAUGUUCAAGACUAGCCCUAGGUUUCUUUGCCGCUAGUUUGAUGACCCUGUAUUUCAAGCAUAGACACGUAUAGUUAGGCAUUUGGAAGAGUCACGGCUUUUGGCGAAGGAUGUUGGAGCCAUCCGCUAUGGACAGGGAAAAUGUGCCUCUGGGCAACCCUAAAGAGAAGAAGAAGAGGCGGUCUUCCAUAUUGAAGAAGCGCAGUUCCUCACAAUCCCCAUCCAGGACGCCAUUGUCAGAGUGUGCCCAGGACCGGGCUGAUAGUCCCAGCAGGAAGAAGCGCAACCUGGGCGAACGCCGGGUGAGCUUUUCCAGGGCCCCAGAAGUGCGAGAAUUUGCCCGGGACCAUCAGUCAGACUUCCCACCCAGGAUCAGCCCUCACACGCAACCAAUAGCUGGAAUAGAGUCUCUUCUUGCGGGAAAUCUCAUGCUGAAUCUCGGUGUCAAGCCUUCCCUGAAUGCUCCUGCGAACAACUCAGCCAAGGAUGCUGCUGGUCCGGAUGAGGUCAUAACCGGCGAUGGCGACUUCAUGCUCUUGGAGGAACCCGGUGUUCUAACGCCUGCGGGAGAUUUAAAUGUCACAAUUGCAGGUCCCGUGGAUAUGUCGUUGACCUGUGUUCCUUCAACUUUGGUCACUCACCCGUUCCCGGCAACUUCAUCAGUGCCAACUGAGGAUCACGACAUGAGCUUGACAGAGGUGUGUUUGGCGGAACCCACUCAAAACGCUGCCAGGCCUCGCUGGGGAGAGGCAACCUGUAAUUCUGCUGAGGACAUGGAGACGACUUGUGUCCAGUUUCCCAAUGCCGGUGACGAUGAUGAUGAUGAUGCAGUUAAUGCUGAUGCUGACAACAGCCGCUCGGACAUGGAGAUGACGUGCAAUGCACUGGACGCUACGUGUAGGCAAAUUGAUGAGAGCGAACCGGGGGAUUCACCUGAAUCAGACCCAGCCGAUCUUAAUCACGUUCUUGGUUUCAUCGAGUCUCUGAAGCCAGCUUCCCAGCCUAGACAGAAGAAUGAGGAGAGGGCUUCAAAGAGUGAUGCGGUGGAGCAUGCAUUGCAGAGUAAUCAAAUUCUAGAGCAAUCGCUGGGUACCGAGCCUAGCCCUGCAAGUCAGUACAGAGGCAUUGCUCCCAACAAUGCUACAAUGACAUGCAUGGAUCAUGUGGAUAUGAGUGAAGAUUUGAGCGCUGACGUCCCUGCACCAGUGUGCGCCGUAGCUGGUACGGGGGCAUCGCUGAACUUGGAUAUGAUGUCACUAAGUGACGCUGCAUCCAGAGGUCAACAAGCGAACACAGCGGCCGGACAAUCCCGUAGCGACGAUAGCCCGGUGGCGUCGGACGACCAGGUGCAGGAAAGUGCUGUUGCCACUCCGCACAAAACAAGGGCUGGCGGCGUCCCGUCGGCGUUUGGCGGCCUUGACGAGACGGCGUAUGGGCUGGCUGCCUCUACACCAGUGGCUGGUGGUACCAUGGGUAUGUUGCAGUCGCUCGACGAGACACUCAUUCGGCCUGUGGAUAAGCUGCCCAUCCCGCUCGACGACGACGACGUGCAGUCGACUACAUCAGAUGUGGCCACUGAUAGCGAACAGAGCGUCACCGAGGAACAGGAGCCAGUGGGACCCGUGUCUGUGGAACCCGUGGAGGAGGUAGAAGUUGAGGCGGAAAUAGCGACAGACGAUCGCUCCCUGCUACCUGCAGCCUCUUGUGUGGCCGAUACUCUUUUAGCGCAGCCGGAGCCGGGUACUGGGAUAGAGAAUGAAGAGCCGCCUUCGUUCCUGGAUGCCAGUGAGCUGGCAGCAGCAGCAGCGCAACAAGUACACCCAGUAGCCACAGUGGUGCCAGAGCUCACUGCCACAUCCCCGGCACGCUCUCCAUCACCACCUAUGCCUUCACCACAGGCACCAGCUGUGCCAAUGGCGAAUCUCGGUGAGCUGCUGGUUCGGCAUGCUGAGGCAAGCUCCGUUUACUGUGAGUUUCCUGAGGAUUUAGUGCCCACUACGCCAUACGAACAGUGGACAUGCGCGGAGAAGUUGUUCUGCACCUUUGCUGGCAAGCCACUGCACGAGAUCCUGGAAUACGGCACGCGAGAGUUCCAGGAAGUGAACAGCAAGCUUCUUGAACGGUUAUUGUCGUCUGACAACUGUAACAUCGACAGUCACAUCAUGCCGGAGGAUGUGGCUGAUGCACAUGCGUCUUACAUUGUUGGCAAGGCUGAGCUGGAGGCCUCUGCCUUCCAAGCUAAGUUGCUCAAUCGCUACUCACAGCAGUUGAGGACCAGCCAGCAACGCCUGGAUACGCUGAUGCAGUCGCUCUCGGUGCAGUGCGAGGAGAUCGAUAAGGGCUUGCAGUUGCUAGAUGCAGCAUCAAGCGAGGUAGAGGAUGCGUGCCAGUGGUUGCGUCGGAGUCAAAUUUCCGAGGAAGAGCUCCAGGCCCAAGAUCAGCUUAUAUCGGAGGUGAAGGAGAAGCAUUCGCUCCUGGUGGAGGCCCGUGACGAGCUGGAAAAAUGUGAGCUUGACCGAGCACGGUUAAUCAAUGAGAAAGACCAACUGCAACAGCAAGCAACAUCGAGUGAGGCGGCCUUGGUUCGGCUUGCUGAAGACAAGAAGAAGCUCGUGGACUCGAAAGCGGAAGUUGAUGAUGAGCUGGAGGAGGCAGCCUGGCGGCUCAAUAGCACCUGCAGGCUUCAAGAGUGGCGCUUAAUGUACAAAACUUCCCAGCAGGCAAAGGUUUCAUUUCUUUGUGACACCGUCGUGGUGUGCAUGGAUCUGCAACAGCCAACAACAAUGGACGGAGUGACGACGGUCACUACCAUCAACUUUGAGGAUCAGCCUGGAUCGCCUUCGGACAUUUGGGAGGAGGACUGGUCCGAUUUUGCAGCGGUGCUAUUUCUCGACUCUGUGGAGGCACUCCAGGAAUCAAUUGUGCAGUGUCAGACUAUUGAUAAGGUGCUGGAUCUGCUAUCGCCGCUUGCCACUGCGGCACGCAUGCUAGUGGAACAGUGCUGGACGGCAUCGCUGCAUCACACAGCCACACGCGACCUGGACAAGAGGAGUGUCACAUUCCUCUUUGGAGAGUUCAAACCACUGCACCGUUUCUUGGUAACAUUUCAAUUGCCGUGCAGUGUCCACGAAAAACCUGUGCUCAGUGAACUGGUCUCAGUUACGUACAGUUUUGGAAGCAUUCAGCCCAAGGAUGUUCACCGGUGUAUUUCAACCCUAUCAGGAACAGGGGAACGCUGGCUGUUGAGCGCAAUGUCCAGUAUACAUGCAUUGUCUACUGGUAGACCACUUCCCUGGUUUGAUAAUUCCACGUGAGACCCUUUGUUCAGACUCCCGACUGUACUGCGCUCCUUGAGUAUUUUUCUUACCACUAUCCAGUAUCUUGUUUCAUAGCUUAUCACCUAGGCCCCUGAUUUUUACUUAGUAUUCCUGUUGUUUAUUUGAUGGCUCGUGAAGGUAUGUCCGUGCAUGCGUCCGUGCAUGCGUGUGUGUGUGUGUGUGCGUGUGCGUGUGUAUGCACCCUCCCUGAAUGUUACGGUAUGCACUGCUAUUUUCUGUGUACAGUUGAUAUGCUGAAUGUUUGCUCCUUUUUGUUGUUCCUAUUUUACGAUUAUUCUCCUGCUUUUGAUGUGUUGAUGUUCCCAAUAUUCUGGCAAUUGUAUUUUAGUUUUAUUCAUUUCUUAGGGCCAAGUGUUUUGCGUCAGUUGUGUUGUCCUCAUUCUCAUUACAUAGUAAUAGUCUACGCACACAACAGAGGCGAAAGGUUGUGUACAUAGCUGUAACUUUAAAAGGUUCACGCUUUUCAGCGAUCAUCAGACAGACAGCAGCAUUUGCCUAAUAGUCUACAUGUACAGGCAAGCUUGUUCUGUCCUCUACUGCCAGCUCUGCAACCUAACCUGUCAAGGCUUGUCUGCUUGUAGUCACUAUUGUCUUACGUAUACAUCUACAUGUAUUAUGUAUAUGAUGACAAUGCAUCGUUUGAUCUUCAAUGUA